UGUUGCUAUGGUUAAAAAAAGUUGACGAAAUCUAAAUGUAAAUAAUUUGGUAUUUUUGCUAUACUGAUUGAUAAAUCUUCUUUUAAAAUAUAUUGACUUAAUUAAUUCAAUAUUAAUGAAAUACUGAAUAUGUUAAAAAUAGGUAGUAAAAGGCGAAUGAUUUCACCAAAAAGAGAGAAAAAACAAAAAAAACUAGAUCUAGUGUUUAUUCUUACUGCUUUUACUGAAUUUAGUAAAUUGCUGGAAAUCUUGCGCUGUCAGAUUCUGAAUAAAUGUAUGAUAUCAAUACUUGAAUGAAACAAUAUCACCAGAUCAAUUUGUUGAUGAAAUUGAAAAUCGCAGCGGUAGUGUGAGAAACUAAAAUAAUCAUUUUUGUUUAUCAUUCAGUUUUAAACUCUACAUCAGAAGAGAAUUUUGUUCAGUUGUAACUUCUGGAAAAAAACUAAUUCACAAAAGAAGAAAUUGUUGUUGUCUUGGCUACAAAUAUUUUGUGCACUAGUUACAUCACACAUCAGCAAAAUGCUUCUUGGAUCCUCCUUGUCAAACCAAGCUCGUUUGUCUCAUACUAAUCUCACACCAAAUAAUCAGUUCAGAAGCAACAGCGAUAGCAGUCGACACAAGAGAGCCAAAGUUUAUGAAGUAAAUCAUUUGUUAAGGCGAUACAAAAUUGUUAUCAACGUGAGCGGUACCAUUUAUGAGACGUUUAGUUCAACACUAAACAAGUAUCCUGAAACUCUGCUUGGCUCAUUUGAAAAACGAUUGUUACUAUACAACAAACGAAGUCAGCAAAUAUUCAUCAACAGAUCCCGCGCUGCUUUCGAAGCCAUUUUGUUUUAUUAUCAAUCCAGUGGAAGAUUAGUGUGCCCUACAAUGAUUUGUAUGGAAGAUUUUGUAGAGGAAUGUUAUUAUUACGACAUUUCAAGUACCGCGAUCAAAAGUAUGAAAGAGCGAGAGAAUUACUUAUUUAAACGGCGGAGGACAAUGCCUCCAAAUUACAGAAAGAUUAAACAUUUUGUUUGGUCGUUUUUUGACAAUCCAAAAUCUAGUAAUAGUUUGGCUGCUUCAUUUUAUUGCUUGUUUUCUUAUAUUCUCGUUUUAAUCUCAAUUGGGAUAUAUUGUGUGGAAACUGAACUUCUUUUACAGUUUAAACAUGAUGAAUUAAAGAAGCAUCUCUUAAAUCUACAUGUCGUAGAACUUACUUUAAAUAUUUUCUUUGCAACAGAACUGUUAAUACGAUUCAUUGUAAACCCAUGGCCAACUGAAUUUUUCUUCAUGACGUUAAAUCUCGUCGAAGCUGUCUCGAUUACCUUGUUUUUGGCAUUUUACGCAUGUCCUUAUUACUACUUAAGGUUGUGGUCUUUUAGGAUAUCCAGAAUCCUUCGUUCAUUUCGUCUUGUAAGGAUAUCGAGACUUUCAAGCUUAGUCAAGGCAGCAGUCUCAGUUGUCCAGACGUCGUUCAAUGAAGUUGUCGCCGUCUCCUUUGUCGUUUUAAUCGUGUGCAUUUUACUUGGAAGCACCAUGUACUUUGUCGAAUAUCAACAACCAAAUACAAAUUUUACCAGCAUACCAAACUCGAUGUGGUGGGCGAUUCAAACAGUUCUCUGUGUCGGUUAUGGCGACAUUAUACCGACGAGUGUGUCCGGCAAAUUAGUGGGUGGAGUGAUGCUCUACAUUGGGGUUGUUUGUAUCGCCAUUAUGUUGUUGUCUUUGGGUGGAAGAAUUUUUGAUAUGUACUCGAAAGAAAUAUCCAAAACGACAUUCUUACCAUCAGAAAAAGUAGAUUAUGAAAUUCAUUAUCAAUAAACUUUCACACGAACGUGAUAUUAAACCUAGAUACGGGAACAAUGUUACUAAUCUAUAUUUAAACUGAAUGAACAACUGUCAAUAGCUUCAACUGCUUCAAAAGCAUUUUUUUAGCAAAUAGCGCCAAAUCUUCAAGUGGUUAAACUUUGGUUGUUGAAAAAUGUAAGUACAACGACGACGUAAAAAAUUCAAAAGGUUACUUUGCUGUUAUGAAAAGAUAUGUGGCCUGCAGUAUGAGCUGAAACUUUACUGUUAUGAAAUGUCGUUAUCCAAAUGUCUACAAGUUUUUAAAUAUUUUUUAACAGACUGUUAUUGAUGAAUCACUAGCAACUUCCUUACCAA
This is a messenger RNA of Hydractinia symbiolongicarpus, 2145 nucleotides long. RefSeq names its product potassium voltage-gated channel subfamily A member 6-like. The record is from RefSeq and is a predicted model, not a curated record. Gene Ontology annotation, biological process: potassium ion transmembrane transport; protein homooligomerization. The transcript has a single exon. Gene Ontology annotation, molecular function: delayed rectifier potassium channel activity. Lineage: Eukaryota; Metazoa; Cnidaria; Hydrozoa; Anthoathecata; Hydractiniidae. Bases 520 to 1803 code for a protein of 427 amino acids. Gene Ontology annotation, cellular component: membrane; voltage-gated potassium channel complex.